AUGGCCAAGCGUAACGGUGGUGGCACCUCCGGAAGCAAAUCUAAGGCCAAGCGGCGGCCGCGGCUGUACGGGCUGGUGAAGCAGAAGAAGAUGGCGGCUGCCGAGCGGGUGGUGGAGGAGAUGACCGCCGAGGGGCAUGCCCUGGGCGUAGUCGAGUACACCAUGCUCGUGCGCGGGUACACGGCUUGCGGCCAGCUGGAGCAAGCCGAGGCGGUGCUGGAUCGCAUGGCGGCGGCAAAUGUGGCGCCGAAUGACGUCACCUUUAACACCCUCAUGCAGGGCUACGCGUCGCGCAAGCGCAUGGACGCUGCCGAGGCCGUCGCCCGCCGCAUGGUCCGCUCAGGCAUUCCCAUGGACCACUACUCGUUCAACAUUCUUCUGGGCGGCUACAUUGAGGCCCAUGCCAUCGAGGCUGCUGAGGAGCUGGUGUGCUCCCGGAUGCCGGCCGCUGGCGUGGCCUACGACCCGGUCACCUUUACCCAGCUCCUCCGCGGCUACGUGCUCAUUCGCGACAUUUCGUCAGCCGAGAAUGUACUUAAGCGGAUGCGGGCUGCCGGGCUCGACCCCGAGUGUAUGACGUACAACAACCUCGCACAGGGCUACACUGCCGAGAAGCGGAUGGACCUCGCCGAGGACGCGGUCAACCGCAUGAUUGCUGCCGGCAUUGCCCCGAACAACUACACGUACAACAUCAUUCUGCAGGGCUACACCCGCUCGCGCGACAUGACCACCGCCGAGGACGUUGUUGCCCGCAUGCGUGCUGCCGGCCUCUCGCCCGACCGCUUCACCUACUCGGCCUUGGUUCGCGGCUACGUCGAGGUCGGCCAUGGCGACGCUGCUCGUGGCUGCGUUGCCGAGGCCCACGAGGCCGGCGUCCGCCUCGACCACAACAUCAUGAAACUGGCCGCAAAGGCCCGCAAUCGCAAGGGCGGCAAUGUUAAGAGCGGCAAGCAGGGCAAGCCGAGCAGCUCGUCCAAGAGCAAGAAGAAGAGCAAGCGCCCAAAGUCGCCGCGCGACUCGAUUGCUGCCGGCGGCGGCUCUUCGACCCGCGACGAUGCGAGCGACGGCAAGUUCGCCGGCUGGGGCCCACGGAGCGGGCCUCCUCUCCGCACCUCGGCCGCUGCUCCGGCCGCCGCUAACCCGCCGGUCUCGGCCGCUGCCAACAUAUCUAAGCUCGUCCGCCAGCAGCGGCUCGACGACGCUGUGCUGGUGCUGGAGGCCAAGCUGGCAGCCGGCAAGCCUGCCGCGCUUGCGUACUACACCCAGGUUGUGCGCGGCUUUGUGCGCGCCGGGCGGACCGACGAUGCGUCGGACCUUGUCCGCAGCAUGCCCGAGCACGGCGUGCAGGCCGACGUCGUCACCUUUACCGCCCUUGUUCAGGGCUACAUGGACGAGGGUAUUCCGGCCGCCGCCGAGGAGGCCGUUGAGUGGAUGCUCGCUGUGGGUAUUGUGCCCAAGACCCACACCUACAACGUCCUCAUCCGCGGCUACAUCAACGGCGGCAACCUCCGCGCAGCAUCCGGUGUCAUUCUCCGCAUGCGCGCUAAUGGCUGCCAGCCCGACCACCUCACCUACGCGCUCCUCAUCCGCGCCCACCUCGAAGCUGGUAACCUCAACUCGGCCAGGAUGGCCUACGACGAGAUGCAGGCCUCGGGCAUUGUGCCUGAUCCGGUCCUCGCUCGCGACAUUGCCGCCCUCAAUGGCAAUGGCUAUGAGUAUGGCUACGACGCGACGGCCGCCGCUGCCAACGGCAGCUCCUCGCCGCGCUCGCUCCCCUACGCGGUGGCUGCCUCGCAGGCCAUCACACCCAGUCCUAUCCCCACCGCUCGCGUUUCGAUGACCCUCGGCGGCGCCAAGGCCAAGCUCGCCCGCGCGCUCAAGAAGCGCAAGUACGCCGAGGCCGAAGCUAUCCUCGCCGACAUCCUAGCCACCGGCCUCCGCCCCUCCGUCGUCAUGUACACCAUGCUUGUGGGCGCGUACGCGCAGUCGGGGGAUGUCGCUGCUGCUGAGAACGUCAUCGUCCGCAUGCAGCGUGAGGCGGGCGUCGAGCCCAACGUGGUGACCUUUAACUCGCUGAUGAAGGGCUACACCGCGGCCGGCGACAUGGCCGCGGCCGAGGACAUUCUCGAUCGCAUGGACUCGCGCGGCGUCGCGCCCACCGUCUUUACCUACAACACCCUCAUGAUGGGCUACACCCGCUCAGGCGAGAUGAGUGACGCUGAAGGUGUCCGCUCCCGCAUGCUCGGCCGCGGCAUCGAGCCCGACCGCAUCACCCUCAACGCGCUCCUCAAGGGCUACACCCGCGUCAAGGACGUGCCGGGCAUCGUCCGCUCGCUCAUUGCCAUCCACCACUCUCGUGUCCGCCCCGAGCCUGCCCUCCUCCGCAUCGCCCACGACCUGCUCCGUGACGCCGGCAUUGACCCCGACAAUCUCGACGCCCAGCCGCUCGCGGACGCUCCUGCGUCAGCGCCUGCGCCUGUGCUCGCCCCGCCCUCGCAUCUGUCCGCCCCUCCGGCCGCGGCCCCCUGCCACGCACCCGCCCGUCCUCGCGCUCCUCAUCCGGAUCCUCCACGUCGCCGCCCAUUGCGCUCCUCGAGCUCGCGCGCUCUGGCCCGAUGGCACUCCGCGACCGUGACGAGGGCGCUGUCGCUGCUCUCGUCCGCCGCAUCCUCAUGUCCGUCUGAGGCCAUGCGUCUCCCUCCCCUCUCCUCUUUCUCUUCAUCUCCUCCUUUUGCCAUUUCUUUGGGGGCAUGGACAAGGUAA
Messenger RNA from Thecamonas trahens ATCC 50062, 2763 nucleotides. RefSeq lists its product as uncharacterized. The record is from RefSeq and is a predicted model, not a curated record. Lineage: Eukaryota; Apusomonadida; Apusomonadidae. The transcript has a single exon. Gene Ontology annotation, molecular function: protein binding. The coding region runs from base 1 to 2763 and encodes 920 amino acids.